CUCCCUUCCACUCCCAUUGAUGAGCCACCUUAUGCAGGGUGUCUGUGCGCAUCGGACAUGUAGAUGGAUCAACCAGUGAGUCCACGUCAUCGCGGCGAUGAGUCUGCACUACUGAUCGAAAUCGAUAUCCUCCUUUUCUUCUCCGUCGACCCCUCAGUCAGGCUCUGGCAGCCCGCCAGCAGCUGAUCAAGCGUCACCUCCUGGUCAGAUCUCAGCUUGCCAGAGACUUUUUCAAUCUCGAAGAUGCGCCAUGCCACGGCAGCGCAGAUGGGAAGGAGGUAGGCCAAGCACUCGAUGUCCUCCUCGAUGAAGGGCACGUUGGGGAUGCGGUCGGCGUCGAGCGAGAGGGAGGAGGGGGGCGAACGGGCCGUGGGGUAGGACGACUGCGUCUUGUCUAUCAGCUGAAUCACACCAACAAGGCGGGUCUGCAGCUCAUGCGGGGAAGAGACAUGAUGCAUGCAUCAUUGCAUGACGUCUCUCGCCUUUUCCCCUUCGAACGUACCCGCUGGAUCUUGCCCUGGCUAAUGAGCAUGUAUCUGGGCUGUCCCGUCUCCGCUGACUUGUCGCCUUUGUCCUUGCCCUUAUCCCCCUCCCUCCCACUCUUGUCGUCCCCCGCAUCCUUCCUCCCGUUGUGCUGCUGUCGCUGCUGCUGCGCGUGCGACCUCAUAUCCUCAAACAACAUCGGCCCCAGCAGCAUGUUGCCGUCGCGAUGACGGCUGGACUUGCCCCUCCUGGCCACCCCAUCCACAGUGGGGUCCAGGUAGGGAUCGAGAGUGAGGUCACUCGACAGAAUGAUCUCUCUCCGCUUGACAGCCUGACCGAUCAGUCCCCUGUCUGCGGCCAGCCGUGGCGGCCGCCUCCGUGCCGGCAGGUUGGUGGACGCAUCGAGCAUGGGGUCGAUGUCGAAGAAGGAGAGCCGCUGCUUGUUGACGGCUGAUGGGAGGAGGGCUGAGUAGUGCUGGGCGGGUGACAGGAGGAGACAGUUCUCCCUGUCAUACCAGAACAGGACGCGCACACGCUUGACGCGAAAGAACGUCACGAAGGUCCGCUUGAUCUGCAUGUUUCGGGGAGGAAUCCAGCCAUGUGCAUGAAAGGAGACAUGGCUCGUGCAUCAGCCAUCCUUACGGUCUCUUCCAAGUCGGCCAGUGUGGUGGAUGCCUCGAGGAGGGCCGCGAGCUCCAGGCACUCAGCCAGCCUCUUUCGUGACUGUUCAAGCACUGUCUUCUGCACGAGGCGGCUGAGGCAGUUGCUCAUGAGGGUCCCCUGCAUCUCCAGCACACCCAGGUCAGACCGGCUGAAGGGAGCCUGCUGCAAUCACCAGGGACAGAAAUGAAAUGUGUGUAUGCAAAUGUGUAACAUUCCGCCAUCCUCGCCUCACGUGUCCGGUGGGUGAUGAUGCAGAGAAACGAGAAGAUGAUUGUCUGCUCAGCUGCCCCUUCAUCGGACUGCUGUCUGAGAAGAAGGCACGCAGGAGCAUGCCAGCCAACGGAUGAUAUCAGACCAGAAUAGGGUGUCUUCUUGUCUGACCCUUGUCGACGCCUCCCCCUCCUCCCCCCGGGCCCAUGGUCAUCAUGCGAUUCAGCGACUUCCAAGGCAGGGGCGACGAGGGAGUGGCAAUUACCUGCAGCACCGCCAGAAGACCCUUCGCCGGAGGAGGAGCCCCAACAUUGAGGAGGCCCUUCUUGCGCUUCUUCCCAGUCAGCUUGAGCCGCAACUCCUGCUUGCCCUUGCCCGAAGGGUGGUCACCUUUCAUGUGCCGAACGACCAAAGGGAUGGCCAUCACGUUACCGCGCACAUAGGGGAGGGAUGCGGAGAGGUCGGAGAAGCGCGGUUCGAUGACUGAGUGCCCCAGGACGGCCGACUGCUUCUCCCGCUCCUUGUCGAGGUCGCUGACGAUCCGGUAGACCUGCAGCGGGAGCUUGCCGUCCUGCCCGUCCAUGUAGUAGACGACAUCAUGACCGGCCGUCCGAUGGGGCUCCACGGCGCACCGCAGCUUGUCGUGGAUAAGAUACAGCGUGCCUUCGACAGAGCUGCGGCCCAUGAUGCUCCCGACAGACUCCAGAAUGGUCUGGAACGCGUCUUUGAAGGACUGCGACCGAUUCAGGGCCUGGCCGAACUGCGUCGUCCUCUGCAGAAUCAUCUCGCUGAGGGCCCCACCCGUCCCGCCUCUCUCGGUUUGUCCACCCGACUCCUGCCGCCGCAGCACCGAUCCCUGCCGCCUGAAUGCGAUGGUACUCUGGUGCCUCAGCUGCGGCUCAGACCUGCUGAUGGUGAGGGAAAGUUUCUCAGGGGUGGGUGAGGAGGGGCUCUCGUCCUCCGACAUAGUGCGGCCUCCUGUGGGAGAGGGGGGAGGGCUGAGGCGCUGACUGGUGGCACUCCUGACCGUGGUGAGGUUGGUCGCCGAUCCGGGCGAUGCGUCCUCUGCCUCCUGCUCCUUCAGGUCGCCGCUGAUGGGGAAGAUGUCUGGUGCGCUGAACUUGACAUGCAACGACGGCUCUUCCCUUUUGGGCAGCUCGAGAGACAGCCAUGGCAGGGAGCUGGAUAAGGGGAUGUCUCCGGGGGGAUUGGGGGCCUUGGACGGGACAGACGCCGGGGCGUCGACAGGCAGCAGCUGGGCCACGUGGCGAGAGUGACCUGCGGAAACACCGAUGUCACGACACACGUGAUGUCGUCGUAAACAGGUACAGGAUUGUAUGUUGCUCACGUUUGAUGGCGUCGAAGACUCGCUGGAGCUCUUCCGGAUCAUCUAACUUGGCCCUCUUGAUGAUGCCUGCAAAAUGGAAAGCAAUCCUUGUCCGCGGUAGACGUGGUCAGUAGCCGUCUGCGCUGCCUACCUUUGAGAGCGGCGGACUCGACUUUGUGUUUGCGGACCUGGCCGGACAGUAGCUGCAGCUUCUUGGUCAACUCACGAACCGCCUGUCUCAUUUCCCCCACAUCGCUUGCUUUGAUCCGCUCGUCGAUGUCCUCCAUGAGGCUCGACGACGGCAGUGCAUCCCCUUUCUGCUCUUCCUCCCGCUCUGUCUCGGUGUCUUGCUGCAGCUGCAGCUUGGCCUCCCAGUCCUUGAGCCGUCGGUGUUGUGACGGGACCUUUCGUCGGGGUCGAGAUCGUUUGCGCGAGACAGGUGAUCUGCGGGUCAGCUUCUCGAUUCUGAGAGAACGGGAGAAGGUGUCGACUAUGUGAGGCGUGGUGUCUCUUGGUUGCGUGCCUUUCGUGUUGCGCCUUGAUGAUUUGCAUCAGUUCUUGUACCAGCCCCUCCUCCUCGGUGACCGGCUCCAGUGGUGGCUCGAUUGCGCCCUCCUCCGGACCCUCAGCUUGCACUGUUGCUUGACUCCUCUGCUUGCUCUCGCCUCCUUCUGCACCCUUGGCAUCGCUCUUCCUGAGUGUCGUCACCCGCACCACCUCCGCCAAAUUAUCUGAGCGAGGCGUCUCACGCUUGGCUGCCCGGGCCGAUCUGGGCGGACUAUCCCGCUUUGGACUCUUCUCAACCAGCGGCAUGCCUGCUUGGUCUUUGAACAGAACGCCAUCCUCUUUGCUGUGCGGGGUCUUCUGUGGUUGCUCAUAUGCUUGGGGUGAGAUUUGCCUGAGGGUCGGCAGGGGCUUUGGCACUCCACGGCGUGCCGAAGAGGGUGCCUCAGGGGACGGUGUGCGGCUGCGGGCAUGGUCAAGUGGACCACCAAACACCAACUCCUUCCCGACGACUGCACAAAACCAUCACGCUGCAUUGCACAUGAAGUGUUCUCCUCCUUCUCAUGGCUUACGCGAGAAGUUUCGUGAUGUUUUCUUGCGUAACGACAUUGCUGAUCGGGACAUAGCGAGGAGGAAGGGGAAAGGGGGAGAGGGAAA
Vitrella brassicaformis is the source of this 3844-nucleotide messenger RNA. The record is from the annotation of a GenBank genome assembly. Lineage: Eukaryota; Vitrellaceae.